GUUGGGCAGUUGUGCUCUUUACUGUCAGCACUGUUGUUUUGCUAGUUUAGCUUUUAAAGCGAGUGCCUUGCUGAGACCUUAUUCAAUUAGUGUACGCACCAGGUGAAUAUUAAGCCAGUUAAACUGAUAUUUUAGAGGAAAUUUAGUAGCUGUAACUCUUCAUUCGCUGUAGUUGUUGAUUGUUUUGCAGCUCAGCAGCAGCACAAAGCUAGCCUGCUAGCUAGCCAGGGCUAGCGAUGUUGCAUUUUAGCAUCGCUAGCAGCUAACUGGUAGCCGGAAGACCACAGUACUCUAACGUGUAUUUAAAAAAAAGCGGACUAUAAUUGUAUCUACUCAGGUAAUAUCAAAGCUCCACCUAAAUUAUCGGUAGCAGAAACAUUAGCUGUCAUGCUGGAGAACUGACAUUGACGAUGGCGUUAGCGGUGGACGCCCCUGCAGAUGAGUGGCCCUGAGAAGUGAUUCAGCCCGAUGAGUUAGCAACAAUGUCCUGCAAAUCAACUAAAGUUGCCCCGAGUGUUGAUUUCGACCACAGUUGCUCCGACAGCGUGGAAUAUUUGACGCUCAAUUUUGGCCCAUUUGAGACUGUUCAUCGCUGGAGAAGACUCCCUCCGUGUGAUGAGUUUGUCGGUGCAAGGCGCAGCAAACACACCGUUGUGGCAUACAGGGAUGCCAUAUAUGUGUUUGGGGGAGACAAUGGGAAGAACAUGUUGAAUGACUUGCUCCGCUUUGAUGUGAAAGAUUGCUCAUGGUGUCGAGCGUUCACCACUGGAACUCCACCUGCUCCCAGAUAUCACCACUCAGCUGUGGUCUAUGGCAGCAGCAUGUUUGUUUUUGGGGGCUACACUGGAGAUAUUUACUCAAACUCAAACCUGAAAAACAAAAAUGACCUUUUUGAGUACAAGUUUGCCACAGGGCAGUGGACUGAAUGGAAAGUGGAGGGGAGUUUGCCAGUGGCUCGAUCUGCUCAUGGAGCCACAGUGUACAGUGAUAAACUGUGGAUAUUUGCUGGCUAUGAUGGGAAUGCUAGGCUGAAUGACAUGUGGACCAUCAGUCUUCAGGAUCGAGAACAUGCAUGUUGGGAAGAGAUCGAUCAGAGUGGUGAGAUUCCUCCAUCUUGUUGCAACUUCCCUGUUGCUGUGUGCAGGGAUAAGAUGUUUGUGUUCUCUGGUCAGAGUGGAGCCAAGAUCACUAAUAACCUCUUCCAGUUUGAGUUCAAGGGCCACAUGUGGACACGUAUCCCAACUGAACAUUUACUGCGGGGCUCCCCUCCCCCUCCUCAAAGACGCUAUGGCCACACUAUGGUUGCCUUUGACCGCCACCUGUACGUAUUUGGUGGUGCUGCUGACAACACUCUGCCCAAUGAGCUGCACUGCUAUGAUGUGGACUCUCAGACAUGGGAGGUGAUCCAACCCAGCCAGGACAGUGAGAUGCCCAGUGGGAGACUCUUUCAUGCUGCUGCUGUUAUUCAAGAUGCCAUGUACAUCUUUGGAGGGACAGUGGACAACAAUGUGCGCAGUGGAGAGAUGUACAGAUUCCAGUUCUCAUGCUAUCCAAGGUGUACUCUCCAUGAGGACUAUGGUAAACUGUGGGAGAACCGUCAGUUCUGUGACGUGGAGUUUAUUCUGGGAGAGAGAGAAGAGAGGGUCUUGGGGCACAUAGCCAUAGUGACUGCAAGAUGUCAGUGGCUGCGAAAGAAAAUCUUGCAGGCUCGGGAUAGGCAGCGACAGAAGAAUAAACAGGAAAGCAGUGAGGAGAGUGAUGAAGGGGCAACAGGGGGCCAGAGGGAUAUCCCAGCAGGCAGCAGGCCAUCAGGCACACAGCCGCUGCUAGAAGUAUCCAUCAGGGAAGCGGAGGCCCAGCCCUUUGAAGUCUUAAUGCAGUUCCUCUACACGGAUAAGAUCCAGUAUCCACGCAGAGGUCACGUUCAGGAUGUUCUCCUGAUCAUGGACGUUUACAAACUCGCUCUUAGUUUUAAGCUUUCCCGCCUGGAGCAGCUGUGUGUGCAGUACAUUGAGGCAUCUGUCGACCUGCAGAACGUUCUCAGCGUUUGCGAAAAUGCCAACAAGCUGCAACUGGACCAGCUCAAGGAACAUUGCCUUAAUUUCGUGGUGAAGGAGUCCCACUUCAACCAGGUGAUUAUGACGAAGGAGUUCGAACAUCUGUCCACCCCACUGAUAGUGGAGAUAGUGCGGCGAAAGCAGCAGCCUCCUCCCAGGUUGUACUCAGACCAGCCUGUGGACAUUGGGACCUCCCUGGUACAGGACAUGAAGGCUUACCUGGAGGGAGGCGGCCUGGAGUUCUGCGACAUUAUUCUGCUGUUAGACGGACACCCACGCCCUGCACAUAAAGCCAUACUGGCAGCCCGAUCCAGUUACUUUGAGGCGAUGUUCCGCUCCUUCAUGCCCGAGGACGGUCAGGUUAAUAUCUCUAUCGGUGAGAUGGUUCCAAGUAAGCAGGCCUUUGAGUCCAUGCUGCGUUAUAUCUACUACGGAGACGUCAACAUGCCUCCAGAGGAUUCCCUCUACCUGUUUGCUGCACCGUAUUACUACGGGUUUUCCAAUAACAGGCUGCAGGCUUACUGUAAGCAGAAUCUGGAGAUGAAUGUCACUGUGGAGAAUGUCUUACAGAUUCUGGAGGCGGCAGAUAAGACCCAGGCUCUGGACAUGAAGAAGCACUGCUUGCACAUUAUUGUUCACCAGUUCAUCAAGGUAUCCAAGCUCCCCAACCUGCGGUCUCUCAGCCAGCUGCUGCUGUUGGACAUCAUUGAGUCUCUAGCUACACACAUAUCAGACAAACAGUGUGCCGAGAUGGGCUCUGACAUUUAGGAUGACGCCAAGAGUCGGGCUCUUUAUCUCCUCUCGCAGAAGCCAUACACCUCUGCUCCUCCUACUUCUAGUCAUUCCCUCCUCCCCAACUCACAGUACUUUUCUUUAUGUUGGACCUCGCAUGUCUCAACCCUCAUACAAUAGAUGCCUUUAAUCCACACAGUGUCAGAUUCUUGUUUCUCAAUCUGCAUCUCAGUGAGGAGUGAAAUCAGUGAAGAAACCAAAUUCAAGCUCAGUUGUAGUUAUUAAAUGAUCUAAAAAUUCCCCUUUUAUGUUUAGUUUGUAAUUUAUUUAUUUUGUAUAAACAGAAUAAAAUGUUUGAAGGUUUUUCUGAAGAGUAUUGCUGCUGCAUUUUUAAUCGAUAUGCAGUGACACCAUGGAAAUGUUCGAAUUGCCCUCAGCUGAUUUUCUUUAAAGAUAUCUGCUCAGAUACAUUCUCAGUCUUCUAAACACAUCUUAAUCAAAGUAUACCAUUGAAUGGAUUAUUGAUCUAAAUAUUUAUUCACCACUUGUAUUAUUCUCAGCUCUGACACAGUUAACACACUUUAUGUAAGAGCAAUAUAUGAGAACAGUUAGAAUGUAUGUCUGUCCUAAAGCUGCUUGUUUUGUACAGUGUUCUUGUCCUUGGCACACAUCUUUGUAAUACUCAUUGCAUCUUACCAUUACUAACAGACAAGCUCUCUAGAUCCAUACAAUAUAGCAUUGUUAAAUAUUUACCCACGUGAGUUUGAUGUAUUUAAAGCCUUAAUAAAUCUUCUUAU
Toxotes jaculatrix (banded archerfish) is the source of this 3586-nucleotide messenger RNA. RefSeq names its product leucine-zipper-like transcription regulator 1 (gene lztr1). Bases 483 to 2825 code for a protein of 780 amino acids. Gene Ontology annotation, molecular function: protein binding. Lineage: Eukaryota; Metazoa; Chordata; Actinopteri; Toxotidae. The record is from RefSeq and is a predicted model, not a curated record. Gene Ontology annotation, cellular component: Golgi apparatus. The transcript has 19 exons.